Pangasianodon hypophthalmus (striped catfish) is the source of this 3364-nucleotide messenger RNA. RefSeq names its product junctional adhesion molecule 3a (gene jam3a). Gene Ontology annotation, molecular function: protein homodimerization activity; protein heterodimerization activity. Gene Ontology annotation, biological process: angiogenesis; cell adhesion. The record is from RefSeq and is a predicted model, not a curated record. NCBI's taxonomy places the organism in Eukaryota, Metazoa, Chordata, Actinopteri, Siluriformes, Pangasiidae. The transcript is spliced from 9 exons. The coding region runs from base 271 to 1173 and encodes 300 amino acids.
UGUAGUAGGCUUGAAAUCCAAACGGCUUCCUUUUGGAUAUUUUAGGCCACUACAUAUGAUGAAUAAGUCAUUAUUUAGUCAUUAUUCAUAUAUAUGUAGUUCACCUAUAGAGGGAACAGGCUGGAACGCGCAGCACAUACCGGAAGUGGACUCGCUCCGACCUCUUCCGCGCGAGCGUAUUUGUCGCCAUGGCAACUGAGCGGCGGCAGCAUCCUCCCGUUCGUUCACCGCGCGCGCGGACAGCUGAGCUUAGCUAAAUGUGCUUCCAAAAUGGCGACGGCACGUCAAACAUUCGUAACGGUGCUGCUCUACUCGCUCUGUUGUGUGACAUUUGCUGUAAUUCUCAGAACUACAGACAAAGACGUGUGGGCCAAUGAAUUUGAGUCAAUCGAAUUGUCCUGCUUGAUAGAGUCCAUAUCUACAAACAACCCGAGAAUUGAAUGGAAGAAAAUUAAAAAUGGGGUUCCCAGUUAUGUAUAUUUCCAAAACAAAAUAUCAGGUGAUUUGGAGAACAGGGCGCUGUUGAAAGAACCUGCAAACCUGCUGAUCCUGAAUGUCAGCAGAUCAGACAGCGCGAUGUAUCGCUGCGAGGUGGCUGCCAUUGACGACCAGAAACCCUUCGAUGAAAUACUUAUAAGUCUGGCUGUGAGAGUGAAGCCGGUGGUGCCACGGUGCAGCGUUCCAAAUUCGGUCACUGCAGGCUCUUCUACAGAGCUCCGGUGCAUGGAGAGCGAGGGCUACCCUCUGUCUCACUAUCAGUGGUUUCGCAACAACGAGGAGCUACCUGAGGACCCCAAAACCAGCAUCCGCUUCUACAACUCCUCAUAUGUCACGAAUGCUGAGACUGGGUCACUGAAAUUCAGAAUAGUGAGGAAAGAAGAUGCAGGGGAGUACUACUGCCAGGCCAGAAAUGACGCUGGUUACGCAAAAUGCUCACCACAGCUUAUGGAAGUCUAUGAUUUUGACAUCGGGAUGAUGCUCUUAAAGAUUGUAGCAGGAGUGAUCGCUUUCAUCCUUUUAACAGUGGGGCUCUGUGUGGCUCAAAAACACGGCUACUGUUCCUGCAGGGACCAUACAGAAAACGAUUAUAAAGUCCCUCAGUAUGACAGUGGGAAGGACUGUGUCAGUGCAGAUGAGGGGCAUUUCCGGCACAAAUCCUCUUUUGUCAUAUGACCAAGAAAAGAUGAAGGAGAUGCAGGAGAGACACAGCUGAACUGUGUGCCACAAAUAUGAACUAUCACAAUGUGAAUUUUCUUCUAAGGUGCAUAAACAUGAUCUUCUUUGCCAAAGCUGUUAACAAACAUCACAGUAUUUUACAGACGAUACAGUAUUACAAUUCUCUGGGAAAGUUUUAUUCUUCAUAUGUUACAGGAGCGAGUGCGUUCAUCCUUUUAACUGUUUCCUAAAGGAAGUGUAAGGAAGGUUUUUAUGUAAUUCACAAAGUUUUUUUUUUUUUUUUUUUGUCCAGAACAUUACACUUAGUGAUAUGAUGUGUACAUGGUUCAGGAAUGAAUGUGCAAAGAAGCAAAUUGUGCUUAUUUUUAUUGCUGUGGAACUGAAAGUGCAUCUACAUUCUGCUAUGUGACAGAUCGGACAGAGCAGCACAAGGCAGGCGUCAAUCAGCUAAGUCAGUCACUGAGCUAAAUACAGUAUUCUGUAUUUCAGACACACUAAAUCAUUUUUGACUCUAGUUAAAGCCAGUGUGGGGGUGUGUGUGUGCGCGCGCAGUGCCAUGCAUGACUGGUUUUGAUAUGUCGCGUUCAUGGGAUGUUAUGUGUUGGUGUUUUAGUGCAAGUUAUGUAUGUCGUAAAGUACAGUGUAAAGUUUUAACAGCUCAGUUUUAGCAUUCAAUCAAAAGUCUUUUCUGUUAAAUCCAUAGACCUGGUUGUGCUAAAUGACAAACUUCUAGUUCUACUUCAUUUUAGUUUAUUUUUAAAUAAUAGAUACACAUUAUAUAUUUAUGAUUCUGUCCGAGUGCUCUCUCUCUCUCUCCCCCUUUCUCUCUCUAAGUGACCUUCUGUAUUUUUUAUUAUUUUAUAUUAUGAUUCUUUGGACAAAUUGUCCAGCUUUGUGGCUGUGUUCAGGUUUAAGUCUGUUUGUGGUAUUUGGUUGUAGCAAAGUCAGAUGGAAUUGCUGCGAAGAUUGUGGGCCAUGACCAAUCAAUACUGAUAAUAAUCAUGACUUAAUUUACACUAUUUGGAAAUUUCCAGACUUCUUCUUCUUCUUCUACAGAUCUAAUAAAAUUAACUCACUAUCCAUUCACACUACCAUUACAAACUUAUUUUCUCCCAGGAGGCUGGUUUCAAAAUGUCUUUUUAUUCCAAAGAAGCUGUUUCCUGACUGUUAAAUAUUCAAAAUGUCUUAGAGUUUUGUGAGUUUUGACAAAUUGUCUUCCAUGAUGGCAUGUCCCACUGUCUUACAGGCAGCAUGACUGACUGUUAUUAUGAAUGCUGUAAAAAUGCACCAUGGAAAUGAAGGGUUUUGGCUGAGGUUCAGACAGCGCAGGGAGGUAAUCUCUUCUAUUAGAAAUGAAAUAUCACUAAACUUUGCACCAAAUUGACAGUACCGGAAUGUGAACUGUGCUAGGUUUGAUUUGAAUAAUAUUUGGGCUUCAUGUUGGAGAUGUUUGAUUAUGCAUGGCUAAGCAGAACAGUGCAAGAUGAAUUACUCAAAACAUGCUUACAAUGAUUUCCUGAAAAUAUUAAAAUGUAUAUACAGUAUUUAGCCUCACCACAACUGCCUGUUUGAUACAGAAAUAUUUUAGCGUAUCUUAUAAAAUAAGUGUUAUGGAGUCUAUUCGGAUAUUUGUUACUCUUUAUUACCGUGUGCCAGUUCAUUGUCAGUGUUGGUGUAGUCAUGUUUGCUGCUUAAUUCACAUAUAUGGUCUAAGAACGUGCAUUCUGGCCAAAAUGAUUCCAUAGUUAUUCUAUAAUUACAAAUAAUUAUUAAAUAAUCUUUUGAUUUAGAUUGCAAUUUCAGAUAUAUAUUCUUUAUCUGAAAUACAUGUUAUAUAUCUAUAUAUCUAUAUAUAAAAUAUCUGACAUUCCAAGUAUAAUGAAAUAUUUUGUGUGUGCCAUUUACAUGACAAAAUGAUAAGCUCACCUGUCAUCCUGUUCUUUUUGUAUUGUCAGAGUGUGUUAUUUUAUGUGGUGUUGGUUAAAAAAAAAAGAAAAAAAAUUGUAAUGUAAUUCUAAUGUAAGAUUUGAACAGCAUUAAACCGGUAUAAAGUUCUGAUGUAUUUAUUUUCUGUAAAGUAGAUGACAACAUUACUCAGGAGUUUGAAAGAAGUGACAAUUUCUGUACAUUGGUAGAGUUUUCGUGAUUCUAUUCAUUUUAUUUAAUAAAGACGUUGUUAUAGAACAUA